Tilletiopsis washingtonensis is the source of this 1053-nucleotide messenger RNA. RefSeq lists its product as hypothetical. The transcript is spliced from 6 exons. Bases 1 to 1053 code for a protein of 350 amino acids. Gene Ontology annotation, cellular component: mRNA cleavage and polyadenylation specificity factor complex. Gene Ontology annotation, biological process: mRNA 3'-end processing. Gene Ontology annotation, molecular function: mRNA binding. The record is from RefSeq and is a predicted model, not a curated record. NCBI's taxonomy places the organism in Eukaryota, Fungi, Basidiomycota, Exobasidiomycetes, Entylomatales.
AUGUCGGGCGUGGCUACGCGCGGCUCGCGCGUCGUCUUUGUGGGCAACAUCCCCUAUGACAUGAGCGAGGAGCAGCUCAUCGCCGUGUUCGCCGAGGUGGGCAAGGUCGUCGGCUUCCGGCUGGUCUUCGACCGGAAUACAGGCAAGGCCAAGGGAUACGGCUUCUGCGAAUUUGAGGAUGCCGAGACGGCGGCGUCGGCUGUGCGCAACCUGAACGACGUCGACGUCGGCGGGCGGUGUCUGCGCAUCGACCGCGCGGAGGAGGACCCGCUGUUCGAGGGGCGGACCACACAGAUGGGCCAGAUGGACGAGGCGCUGCCGCCACGAGGUGCUCGCGGGCCGCGAGCAUUUGGGCCCGGCGCACGGGGCGGCUUCGGAGGCGCGCCGCCGGGAGCGACCGAUGGCGGAUGGGGCAACCGCGGGGGACCAGGCGGACCAGGGGCGCCGCUAGCACAGCUGCCGCCGAACCUGCCGCCGGGCCAGAACCUGCCACCGGGCGCCGACCCGACUGAUGCGAUCUCGCAGACGCUGGCCAGUCUGCCGCCGGGCAAGCUGCUGGACGUGAUGGCGCAGAUGAAGGCCCUCGUGACGAACUCUCCCGACCAGGCCCGUGCUCUCCUCACGGGCAACCCACAGGUCGCGUAUGCUCUGUUCCAGGCAAUGUUGAUGAUGAACGUCGUCGACCCGGCCAUCCUUCAGCGCAUCAUUGGCGCACAGGCCGGCGCAGGCUCCGCACCGGCACCGCCGCCGCAACAGCAGCCGCCCAUGCCGAUGCCACCACAGCAGGCACCGCAGUACAGCGGCGGCCCGCCGCAGGGCUACGGUGGGCCGCCGCAAGGCUACGGCGCUCCCAUGCACGGCCAAGCACCCGGCCCGCCGCCGCCGCCGCCGCCGGCCGCAGCGCCUGCGCCGGCGCUGGGACAGGCCAACCUGCCGGAGGACCAACGAGCACUCUUGAUGCAGGUGCUGCAGCUCACGCCCGAGCAGAUCAAUGCGCUGCCCGAGAGCCAACGACAGGGCGUGCUGGCGCUCAAGGCGCAGAUGGGACAGUAG